Messenger RNA from Cladocopium goreaui, 429 nucleotides. The record is from the annotation of a GenBank genome assembly. Lineage: Eukaryota; Dinophyceae; Suessiales; Symbiodiniaceae.
AUGUGGGGGUACCCCUAUCAAUCCCUAUCUCGAGCCGAAUCCCGUGGAUUCCGUGGUUUUUCCGGCAGGUGCUCCAUCUGUGGCAAGAGGGGACACUUGCAGAAUGUCUGCACCUCCAAGGGCCCAGUGAAGACAACCAAGACUGAGAAGUGGUGGAAGAAAGAUGACACAGACACUUCCAAAGGCUGCACCCGAUGCGGUGGUGACAAGUGGCACAUGAAGCGCUUGUGUCCGGCCUUCGGGCACAGAUGCGAGCUCUGUAGCCACGAAAACCACUACGAGUUCAUGUGCGGCGCGAAGGCCAAGAAGGCCAAGGAGGCCAAGGAGGCCAAGGCAAAGGAGGCCUCCGGGGUCGGGGGAUGUGGGCAUCCCUGGCUGCCAACCUACCAUGAUGGGGGGGUUAUACAACAUUAUACAACAAACCAUUAG